Dromiciops gliroides (monito del monte) is the source of this 393-nucleotide messenger RNA. Its product is annotated as 60S ribosomal protein L36a-like. Bases 1 to 393 code for a protein of 130 amino acids. The record is from RefSeq and is a predicted model, not a curated record. Gene Ontology annotation, cellular component: ribosome; cytosolic large ribosomal subunit. Gene Ontology annotation, biological process: translation. The transcript is spliced from 2 exons. Gene Ontology annotation, molecular function: structural constituent of ribosome. Lineage: Eukaryota; Metazoa; Chordata; Mammalia; Microbiotheria; Microbiotheriidae.
AUGGCACUACCUGAGGCCUGGCCCACCUCUUCAGAGAGAAGGGAUCCCAGUGGUCUGGACAUCAGAGAAGCCGAGUUGGAAGCACAGAGUUGCCCUUCAGUGAAUGUCCCUAAAACCCAGAGAACUUUCUGCAAAAUGUGCUGCAAGCAGCAGCCUCAUAAAGUGACCCAAUGCAAGGAAGGCAAGGAUUCCCGGUACACACAGGGGAAAAGGCGAUAUGAUCAAAAGCAGAGUGGCUAUGUAUGGUGGGCAAAGACCACAAAAAAGACUGUACUAAGGCUUGAACGUGUGGAACCCAACUUCAGGUCUAAGAGGAUGCUUGUCAUUAAGAGGUAUAAGCAUUCUGAACUGGGAGGAGGUAAGAAGAGAAAGGGCCAAGUGAUCCACUUCUGA